CAUCCAAUGGGUUAUUUAUUAUUUAUAAUCCCUUUAUCAUCUAUUCGCGUCUCGUGCGCCAAAAUGCUAAUGGCAAAUAUACUUCACAUAUCGAUUUCACUCCAUCCCCUAUCUCUCUCAUAAAUUUACAUCCAACUUGUCGCACAGUAAAUUCCAUGGUCGCAAUAAAUGAAAAAAGAAGAGUCCGUCGCUCUGAAUUUGUCGUGAAUCAACUACCGAGUUUCAUUUCACGAAAUUUUCAUAACCUCAUAAAAACAGUCACCGAUGCAAGGGUCCAAAGAAAUUCCAAGUACUUCGACCCCAUUGAAGGAUGACACCAACGCAAAUGAUACCAACGCAAAUGGUACCAACGAAGACUUAUCUACCCGGACCAGAACACUCACCAACGAGGAAGAAGAAAACGAAUAUACCUGUUGCCAUCGCGCGACGUUCUGUAAUCCCAUAUUACGUGAAAUAAUAGUUACGAAUCCGAUAUCACCGUGCACGCCACAAAUAACAUGGUCGAGCCUAUUUUGGGCCACAAACGUCAUAGGCUUCAUUGUUUUAAGCUGGUGCGCCCUCUUCUUUCUCCUCGGCGACGAAAUGUUACCAGGCGCUCGAAUAUUCGGUCUCUUCAUGCUUACAAUAUUUUCUUACAUAUUGGGCUGGUCAUUCACGUACGUGCCGUACUUGCAUCUGCCCCCAGUCUUUGGCAUGUUAUUGGCUGGUAUAAUAGUUCGCAACGCGGACUUGUACGAUAUCCACGAAGCACUUGGUACGACGACCUCAGCUAAGAUACGGAUAUUCUGCUUAUCCUUCAUUAUGUUACGCGCGGGAUUGAAUUUGAAUACGACGCCUCUGCGUCAGCAUCCCGUUUUCGUAUUGGUACUCGCUGUUCUACCCUGUACCGUCGAGAUGGUGGUGGUCGCCCUCUGCAGCAGAGUUAUCCUUGAUUAUCCCUGGGACUGGGCAUUUAUGAAUGGAACUAUCAUCGCCUGUAUGUCGCCUGUGGUCACUGUCCAUUGCAUAUUGUCAUUGGCUGAACAAGGAUACGGCGAGGAUAAGGGGAUGGCUACUCUCUUGUGUGCAGCUGCCUCCAUAGACGAUGUCCACAUUGUGUCUAUUUUUUCAGUGUUUUAUUCCAUUGUAUUUAGCGACGAUCAAAAGAGAAACGAAUGGUGGGCUUAUAUCCCUGGCGGUUUACGUGACCUGUUACUGGGCCUUAUAGCUGGAACCGUUUUAGGGACAUUCCUCGCAUUUGUUCCACAUAGAAAACAGAAAUACGUUCUUUAUUAUCGCUUCGGCGGACUCAUAGUGGCUUCUCUGGUCUGCACGACAGCGACUCUCAAGUUGGCGGUGACUGGUGGUGGAUUUUUAGCCUGUGUUUUAACUUCAUUUAUCGCAACUACCGGCUGGCGACUUCUCACCGUGUCGUUUGACAUAUCGCCAUUACGCAAAACGAGUAAUGUUAUGUGGUACUUUCUACAGCCACUGAUGGUGGGUGUCAUUGGAGCGGAUAUAGAUUUUCGUGAUUGGACCAUCAGCCGAUUCGGGCUUUACGUCGGCUGCAUCUUGGUUGGGUUGAUUGCAAGAAGUAUAUUUACAGUAGCGGCCACUUUUCGAACGCCUUUCAACAUAAAGGAGAGAAUUUUCGUAGCCCUUGCUUGGCUACCUAAAGGAACCCUACAGGCGGCAUUGGCGCCAAUGGCCUACGAACAAGCAAGCAAGACUAACGAUACCAAAGCUAUAGAGCUGGCUGUGGAUCUUGUGAGAAUAUCGGUAGUGGCCAUUGUAUUUAUGGCGCCUCUUGGCGCUAUACUAAUGAUGCUCACCGGCCCGAUCUUACUGGGCAAAGCCACCCAGGAGGAGAGCCAACGAGAACGCGAGCUCAGCUAUUUGCGUAUUGUCAGUUUGCAGCCGGUAAGACAACGCAAGAAAAAGUCCAAAAGAGAAGCGAUAAACGACGUAGAAGAAACCAUCUAGAAAUGCGUUAUAUGCCUAGAAGGAAGAUUUGUAGGGAAGGGAUUCUUUUGCAUUAAAAAUAAAAGACAGUGUCUGGGAAUCUGUGGAUUUCUUGAUGCUUUGCUAAAUAAAGUGUAUAUCAACGCACACGACAUAUACUAAAGUCCU
Cephus cinctus (wheat stem sawfly) is the source of this 2109-nucleotide messenger RNA. Its product is annotated as sodium/hydrogen exchanger 9B1. NCBI's taxonomy places the organism in Eukaryota, Metazoa, Arthropoda, Insecta, Hymenoptera, Cephidae. Bases 265 to 1962 code for a protein of 565 amino acids. The record is from RefSeq and is a predicted model, not a curated record. Gene Ontology annotation, biological process: proton transmembrane transport. The transcript has 8 exons. Gene Ontology annotation, cellular component: membrane. Gene Ontology annotation, molecular function: antiporter activity.